Lactuca virosa is the source of this 663-nucleotide messenger RNA. The record is from the annotation of a GenBank genome assembly. Lineage: Eukaryota; Viridiplantae; Streptophyta; Magnoliopsida; Asterales; Asteraceae.
AUGGCAUUUUACUCCCAAGACGAUUCAGCGGAUGAUUAUCUUUUCAAGAUUGUUCUGAUUGGUGAUUCGGCUGUUGGGAAAUCAAAUCUGCUUGCUAGAUUUGCUAGAGAUGAGUUUUACCCUAAUUCAAAAUCAACAAUUGGGGUAGAAUUUCAAACACAAAAGAUUGAAAUUAAAGGGAAAGAAAUUAAGGCCCAAAUUUGGGAUACAGCUGGACAAGAAAGGUUUAGAGCAGUUACAUCUGCAUAUUAUAGAGGGGCAGUUGGAGCUCUUUUGGUGUAUGAUAUUACCAGACGCAGGACUUUUGAUAGUAUUGGAAGAUGGCUUAAUGAACUUCAUACACAUUCGGACAUGAAUGUAGUUUCAAUACUUGUGGGUAACAAAUCAGACCUUAAAGAUGCACGUGAGGUUUCUAUGGAGGAAGGAAAAUCGUUGGCUGAAUCUGAGGGAUUAUUUUUUAUGGAAACUUCGGCUCUUGAUUCAUCAAAUGUAAUUACUGCUUUUGAGAUGGUAGUAAAAGAGAUUUAUAAUAUUUUGAGCAGGAAAGUUAUGGAGGUCAAGAAACCCGAGCCUUCAUUAUCAGGAACUGGAAAAACGGUUGUUUUGGAAACGGAUUCGGAUCAAGAGAAUGUAACUAAAAAAGCGUGGUGUUGUUCAUCUUAG